AUGGGACGUCGUGCGAAGACGCCCUUCUGCUCGAUUAGGAAGUUGGAGGACUUCCCCCAACCACCUACCCACGUCCUCGGCAGGACCUCAAGCGUCGACCGCAUCGCGGAACAGUACAAGGCGGUCCUUGAGUCUCGUCCUCGCUCGCUGUGCUGGGACGACUCUUCUGAGCUUGAGCUGUCACCCGCAGACAGCGAUACUGAGCAGCCAGUAACGCUCAGACAGCAUCGCAGUUCAUGCUGCCCCGGAGGAGAUGAAAGUUGUCUCAGCCACCCGUCGCGAACCGCCGCGUUCCCGAAACCUUCGCCUAUGUCAUCAGACGACGGCACGCUGGUCUCGUUCCAGGAAGAAACAGUCUACUUCAAGCCCGUUUCCUUCCCCACCUCCAAGCCUGAGGCGCCUUCCUUCGCCAAGCCGGAACCCCCCACCGUGCCGUUAAGCAGGCAGACCACGGCGGCGGCCGCCGACGCCGACGCCGACGCCGACGAGAACGUCAGCCUGCAGAUAUGCCUGGACCUGCUCACGCGCGAGCUCUCGUCGGCCAUGGCGGCUCGCCCGUCCCGCGCGUCGUCCAUGGGCUCGUCGGCGCUGCAGGUUUGGGUCAUGAUCGAAGCGUACGAGGGAUUGCGCGACCAGAUGGCGGAGCUCAGCCGGGGCAACCGGCAGGCGCGGGAGAUGGAGAGGAUGUUUGACAUGUGGCUGAGGGCGCUCUACUCGAUACACGACUCGAUGAGGGGCGUUGGUGGCAAGGACUGUGGCGCAGAACUUGGGACGGAGGCGUUGGACUAG
Messenger RNA from Parathielavia appendiculata, 789 nucleotides. RefSeq lists its product as uncharacterized. NCBI's taxonomy places the organism in Eukaryota, Fungi, Ascomycota, Sordariomycetes, Sordariales, Chaetomiaceae. The record is from RefSeq and is a predicted model, not a curated record. The coding region runs from base 1 to 789 and encodes 262 amino acids. The transcript has a single exon.